This is a messenger RNA of Pongo pygmaeus (Bornean orangutan), 1677 nucleotides long. It is a transcript of the gene NDUFAF1, whose product is annotated as NADH:ubiquinone oxidoreductase complex assembly factor 1. The transcript has 5 exons. Gene Ontology annotation, cellular component: mitochondrion. Gene Ontology annotation, biological process: mitochondrial electron transport, NADH to ubiquinone; mitochondrial respiratory chain complex I assembly. NCBI's taxonomy places the organism in Eukaryota, Metazoa, Chordata, Mammalia, Primates, Hominidae. The record is from RefSeq and is a predicted model, not a curated record. The coding region runs from base 603 to 1586 and encodes 327 amino acids.
ACGAGGUCAGGAGAUCGAGAUCAUCCUGGCCAACAUGGUGAAACCCCGUCUCUACUAAAAAUACAAAAAUUAGCCGGGCAUGAUGCUGCGCACCUGUAAUCCCAGCUACUCGGGAGGCUGAGGCAGGAGAAUCGCUUGAACCUGGGAGGCAGAGGUUGUAGUGAGCCGAGAUCGCGCCACUGCACUCCAGCCUGGGCGACAGAGCGAGACUCCGUCUCAAAAAAAAAAAAAAAAAAAAAGACGCAGGGAUGGAGUUUGCCGCCUGAAAGGAUACAGGAGGGAGAGGCGAAAAACUUAUCUGAAUUCUCACUGCUUCCUUACAACUGGCGACCAAGUGGACCAAAAACCUCCAAAAACCUCAGUUGGCUGGGCUACGGGGUCCUUGCUGUCCUUCCUGGGCUUCUGUACCCGGCCGGAACUUUAGUGUUCUGACGCCUUGUUUGGCAUCGGAAGGGAAAAGCAGAUGGACCUAUAAGGGUAAAGUGGCUUCUGGGCGGAAGCCAUACUAUAUGCUCGGGGAGGUAGAAUUGGGCUAUUUGCUGAAGCUUCUUGGUGGCCCUUGCUAGCCCAGGAAGAAACUUACAUUUUGAUUUUUUUGUACCAUGGCUUUGGUUCACAAAUUGCUGCGUGGUACUUAUAUUCUCAGAAAAUUCUCUAAGCCAGCUUCUGCCUUGUAUCCAUUUUUGGGUAUUCGCUUUGCAGAGUAUUCCAGUAGUCUUCAGAAACCAGUGGCUUCUCCUGGCAAAGCCUCCUCACAGAGGAAGACCGAAGGGGAUUUGCAGGGAGAUCACCAGAAAGAAGUUGCUUUGGAUAUAACUUCUUCUGAGGAGAAGCCUGAUGUUAGUUUCGAUAAAGCAAUUAGAGAUGAAGCAGCGUACCAUUUUAGGCAUUUGAAGGAUGAAAUUGUGGAUCAUUGGAGAGGACCGGAAGGCCGCCCUCUGCGUGAGGUCUUGCUGGAACAAGCCAAGGUUGUCUGGCAGUUCCGGGGGAAAGAAGAUUUGGAUAAGUGGACAGUGACUUCUGAUAAGACGAUUGGAGGCAGAAGUGAAGUGUUUCUGAAAAUGGGCAAGAAUAACCAAAGUGCACUGCUAUAUGGAACUCUGAGCUCUGAGGCGCCUCACGACGGGGAGUCUACCCGAAGUGGGUACUGUGCAAUGAUAUCCAGGAUUCCAAGGGGUGCUUUUGAGAGGAAGGUGUCUUAUGAUUGGUCCCAGUUUAAUACUCUGUAUCUCCGUGUACGUGGGGAUGGUCGGCCUUGGAUGGUGAAUAUCAAGGAGGACACAGAUUUCUUCCAGAGGACGAAUCAGAUGUAUAGUUACUUCAUGUUCACCCGCGGGGGACCCUACUGGCAGGAGGUCAAGAUUCCUUUUUCCAAAUUUUUCUUCUCUAAUCGAGGAAGAAUCCGAGAUGUUCAGCAUGAGCUUCCACUUGAUAAGAUCUCUUCUAUAGGAUUCACCUUGGCUGAUAAAGUGGAUGGUCCAUUCUUCCUGGAGAUAGAUUUUAUUGGCGUGUUUACUGAUCCAGCUCAUACAGAAGAAUUUGCCUAUGAAAAUUCUCCAGAGCUUAACCCAAGGCUUUUUAAAUAAAGAUCAUAUGGUAGUUUUGUUUUACUAAUCUAAGGGUACUAGCAUCUACAAUGAUAUAGACAAAAUAAAAUAUUUCUUUAAUGGCAUCCAA